Messenger RNA from Naegleria gruberi, 375 nucleotides. RefSeq lists its product as uncharacterized. The record is from RefSeq and is a predicted model, not a curated record. NCBI's taxonomy places the organism in Eukaryota, Heterolobosea, Eutetramitea, Acrasida, Naegleriidae. The transcript has a single exon. The coding region runs from base 1 to 375 and encodes 124 amino acids.
AUGCCAUCUUUCUACAGACAACUUGUUCCUUAUGGUCCUCCAAGCUUUUUCGAAGAUACCGGUCUGCAGGAACCAGCUCAUCACUAUCAACAACCAACCAAGUAUUCUAAUCAAGAAAUUACGGAAAAGAAAAUUGCUUUAAUUGACUUUCGUCUAGAAAAACUAAUGUUAAUCAAAGUUGAAAAUCCAACAAGAGAACAACAAGAUCAAAUUCAAUAUUACUCCGAUAAGUUUCAAGAGGUGAAGAAUGUCUUGUUAUCUAUUGAUAGACAUUUUGUGGAAACUGUUCAAGAUUCGGAAGAUUUAGACGAAUUGCAACAAGUAAAAUUGGAAUUGUUAGAAUUUGAAAGAAAAACCUGUUGUGAAAUCGUUUAA